UGUUCUUGACUAUCGUAUUUCUCAAUUACUGGACUAUUACUUUUCUGCAAUAAAUUCAGUCAUUAAAAUUAAAUAAUUUAACGUCAUAAAAAAAAUAAUUGUUUAUUCUAAGUUAAAAAAUUUAAUAAUGAACGCGGUGAAAUUUGAAAUUACUUGGACUAUCCAAGGAUUGAAUUAAUCAAGGCCGUUAGUUGAUUAAUCGAAACAUGGCUCAAAUCAUUACCAGUUCGAUGGAGACACUGAUACUAAGAUUGAUGUCUUUCUGCCAACUUUGUCAAUUAUUCUCACUCAAUAUAUAUUAACUCGUUUUUCCAAAGCUCGCUGUCGCUCUUCCGCAUUUAAAACAGCUUCAAUAUAUUUUUCUUCAUCCCAUAUAUAUUUUUUAUUUCAUUCAAAAGUACAUUCUCAGUUAAUAAAAAAUCGCAGAUCAAAAGUAUAAAUAAAAAUAAAUUUUUAAUUUUAAUAAAUUAAACCCCGUAUUUAUUUCUACACGGAGAAAACGAGUCUCGAAAAUAUUUAAAUACUAAUUAUAUUUUAGUAAAAAAUACUGAUACAAAUCAAUAAGUGCAUCUCUUCUACUAUUUACUACUAAAUGUAUAUUAAAAAUUCUAAAACAGUAAGUAAUACUAUACAAUUAUCUGAAAAAUUUUUAUAUUAUUACUUUAAUUACUUAUUCAUUCGUAUUCUUUGUUAAUCGAAUAGCAAAUUUUAUAAAGAAAAUAUUAAAUUAUUACUAAGCGUUUAGUAAUACAUUUUAUUCUACGGUAUUCAACAAUUUUUACUCUGGAAGAAUAUACACUGUAAAAAGAGCGGUGUUAAGGGGUUAGGGGUAGUCAGAAUUUUCAAAAAAUCGAUUUUUUUUUUUUUGCAUUUUCUUAAAGUAUAAUAUUUUAAAAAUAUUGUGUGAAAAUUUGAAGUGAAUCCGACAAAUUCUUUUCGAGUUAUUUAACAAUGACCAAAGGACGCUCGGGUGCUACGUGGCAUUCGAGAGCAGGUAGCUAGAAACAGCUGCAAGCAACCGACUUUUCGGGUUUCAUUGUCAUGAAUAUCUCCCCAUUUUAAUGUAUUUAUAAUUAUAUAUAUAUAUAUAUAUAUAUAUAUAUAUAUCCUUCUACAUAUAUUCACAAUUUGUAGGUAGUACAAGAACUGAAAAAUAAUUUUUGGUUGCCAGUAUACCUGUAGUCGUUGCACUGAUCAGUCGAUAGUUUUGUGAUAAAUUAUUUCUCAAGUGAAUUAAAUUAUUAACCAUGGGACGUGAUUCUAGAAAGGUUUCAAGAGAACUUCGGAGUUCUGAAAAAAUUAAUAAGUCGCGUUCAGUCAAAAGAAAGAAUGUUUUUAAUCCGAAAACAGCCGAACGUGAUGAAAGUAUUCAGAGUACAUCUUCUAAAAAAUUAAAACAAAACACUGAAGAUGAUGUACCUGAAGACAGCAGUACUGAAUUUCGAAUAAUAAAUUUUAUUCAGGUAUUCACUGCAAUUUCUGCUCUUAUAAAAUGUAAAAAAUGUGAUGGAAAUGUAGUGUUUCAAACAGCAAGUACACGUGGGCUGGGAUUCAAAAUUGUAGUUGCAUGUAAUAACUGUGGAAAUGAAUAUAUUCCUUCCUGUUCUUUCGUUGGGCAUUCUUAUGAAAUAAACAGACGUUUCAUUUUUGUAAUGAGAAUACUAGGAAUAGGAUACGAAGGAUUGUGCAAGUUUUGCGGCCUGAUGGACAUGCCGUCUUUUUUAGAUAAAUCUACGCAUACAAUUUUACUGAAACAGAUUUUGAAUUGUAGUAAAGCCGUCGCAGAAACCUUCAUGACGAAAGCUGUGAAUGAAGAAAAGCAAGCAAUGCCAACAACUGAAAAUGAAGAUAUAAAUCAUCUAACUGUAUCGGGAGAUGGAACCUGGCAAAAACGGGGAUAUACAUCGUCAUUUGGAGUUUCUUCUAUAAUUGGCUAUUUUACUGGAAAGAUUCUUGACAUAAACAUUAAAAGUGCAUAUUGUAAGCUAUGUGAGUAUUGGAAAAAAAAAACAAAUACUGUUGAGUUCGAGGAAUGGUAUCAAUCGCAUGAAGAUGUGUGUUCUGCUAAUCAUCAAGGGUCUUCUGGGAAAAUGGAGGUGGAUGCGAUGGUCGAAAUGUUUUCGUAUUCUGAAACUAAAUAUGGAGUUAAGUAUGCCAACUAUAUUGGUGAUGGUGACUCCAAGACCUAUUCAGGAAUUAUAAAAUCAGAUCCUUACGAAAAUACAACUGUAAAUAAAAAGGAAUGUAUAGGGCAUGUCCAAAAGCGGAUGGGGAGUCGAUUACGUACGCUGAAGAGUAAACAAAAAGGUCUUGGUGGUCGAGGUAAGCUCACAGGAAAAUUAAUAGACAAACUAACUGUGUACUAUGGUUUAGCAAUACGCCGGCAUUGUGAUUCUAUUGAAAAUAUGAAAUCUGCUAUAAUGGCAACCUUUUAUCACUACGGCUCGAGUGAUGAAAAACCGAAUCAUGAUAUGUGUCCAAAAGGCGAAGAAUCUUGGUGCUCUUACCAGCGCGCUGAAGCAAGAGGAGAGCUUGAUACCUUUUCUCACGAUUAUUCUCCUUUACCUUCUGAUGUUUUAAAAGCUAUCAAGCCUAUAUACGAAGAUCUUAGUAAUGAAAAUUUACUUUCAAGAUGUGUAGGUGGAUUCAAUCAGAAUAAUAAUGAAAGCUUUAACCAACUAGUAUGGAAAAUAUGCCCAAAAACGUCUUGAUGAAUACACUAGGACUUAAUUGUGGGCCUAAUUCUCAUCGGUAUGCAGAAAGAAUGGAUGCUGCACGUAUCAAAGUAGCAGAUAAGCGCGCUAAUGAUAACACCCGAGAAGGUCGAUUGCAACGUAGGCACCAGCAAAUCGAUAUUUUGGAAGCUGCUAUGUCGGCUGAAGAGCUAUUAUAUGGUCCAGGAAUAGAUGACUCAGUAUGAAUCUCCAAGGACUUAUGAUGAUCACCGCAAAGGACUUCGGGAGGAACGGGCUCUACAAAAACAGCGAUAACUUUUUGAAUUAUUAAUUUUUUUUUUUGAAAUUUUCGUGAAGUCAAAUCGAAACGUGUUCUAAUAAAGCUAUGUUUUUAUUUUUGUCAAAUAAAGUAAUUAACUACAAAAAAAAAAUUAUUGAAAAUCAUCAUUUUUUCAUACCCCUGAGUACCCCUAACCCCUUAAAAAUGGACUCAUUUUAACUCCGCCCGGUGUUAAAAUAAAAUUACACCGGUGUAGGAGGAGUAAUUCACCGGUGUUAAAAAUACCGGUGUUAAAUCAGGGUAACCGGUGUAAAAGCGGAGUAAAAUCGGUGUAAAAGCGGGGUAACCGGUGUAAAAACGGAGUAAUAUCGGUGUAAAAGCGGGGUAACCGGUGUAAAAGCAGAGUAAACUGCGUCC
Molecule: messenger RNA, 3372 nt
Organism: Microplitis mediator
Lineage: Eukaryota; Metazoa; Arthropoda; Insecta; Hymenoptera; Braconidae
Exons: 3
Coding region: 1248-2711 (487 amino acids)
Source: RefSeq, a predicted model, not a curated record